GGUCAACCUCAAGUUAGUAAUUGUUUGUUUGGGUCUAGAUUGCAUAUAAAUGAUGAUAUGCCUCACAUUUUAGAGUUCAAAUCAAAUCUUAAUGCUUUGGAUAUGAAUGUUGAGUCUUCUAGCCGUACAUCGCAGCUCAACUCAGAUACUGUUGUGGCUAAUCCAGAGGAUUACUACCUCCGUUUUCAAAUAAAAAACAUUGAUGAGAUUCCUGAUUUGAACGAGGAAGUUGGUUUAACCAUCAUCGCUACUAUCAUCGGUUUUGAUAUGGAUGAAGGAUGGUAUUCAUUUUAUUGUCGUGAUUGUUCUAAAAAAGUUACUAAAAAUGAUGAUGAUGUUGAUGCUGGCCCUUUUCACUGUGAUGGUUGUGGAUUAGUCUCGGAUGUAUAUGGAAAGAUUAGGAUAGUAGUUCGUGUGCAAGAUGAAAGUGGGUCUUCUUCGUUCAUAUUGUUUGAGCGUCAUGUAAAAGAUCUUAUUCAUCGUGGAAACCAAUGGUUGAUGGAAAAAAUAGCUAAGAAAAACUAUCGUGCUUACACUGUGCAGAAGUUGACUGAUGAUGAAAGGGUUCUUGCUGAGGUUUUUAAACGGUCACCAAAUCAGGAACACCGUAUUAUAAAUGAUAAUGGUACUCCUAUUAACAAGCCAAAUAAGGAAAAUAUUGAUUCUGUGCAUGAUGACAAUCUUGAUGUUGUUGACCUUGAAACUUUAACACCAUCAUCCAGUACGGGGAAGCGCCCUAUUGAGAUUGAUGCCAACACUGACUCUUUGGAGUGGUCUUCUUCAAAAACUGGUGUUGUUCCUUCUACCUUGAAGAUCCCAAAGUUGAAAAAGUUGGACUAAUUAUAAAGCCACCCAGCAACAUUUUACAUUUCAUCUUCAAUAUGUUUAGAGACAUUUCCUUUUUAAUCUUUUGUGUGUCGCACUUUUAAUUGUCUGUUUAUGGAUCUUUUGGUUGUUUUUAAAAUUUUAUUGGGUUGUUAUUUGGUGUGAACACGAUGAUAUUCGUGUUAUUUAUGACAAUUUCAAGUUAUUGAACUGUUUUGAUUUAAUGC
Lactuca virosa is the source of this 1052-nucleotide messenger RNA. The record is from the annotation of a GenBank genome assembly. Lineage: Eukaryota; Viridiplantae; Streptophyta; Magnoliopsida; Asterales; Asteraceae.